UCAAUGGCGCCCCCCUCGCAGAAAGUGGUGUGCAUAAAGCAUGUGAAGCAGGAGACGGCGGAGGAGUGGGACGAGACGAUGCCGCUGCCGGGGGACAUAAUCGAGGGCGUGGGCGAGGACUGCGGGGACGAGUCCUUCGUCUCGGCCAAGGCGCGGGCGGACCUCAACUCGCAGCUGGGGAGGAUCCACCGCGUGGCCGAGGUGGUGUGGCUGAAGGUGCGGAGAGGGGAGGGGACCCUCAAGCUCCGAGUCUGCGUCGUGCCGGACGUCAACGUCAAGCUGCAGAAGAAGUUCACCGUCCGGGCGGCCUCCGACGAGAGGCACGUCGCGGUUCUCGCCGAGAUGACCUUCCAAGAGUGCUUCGAUCUGCAAGAGAUGAGUAGGCGAGUGGUGAAUCUAGAUUUCAAGGGGUUUCAUCGUAAGGGGAUGAAAUACGACUGGAAGCACAAGGUCGGGUCGUCUUUACCCGACCGGCGAUCGACGGUGGUGAGCUCGAUUUUGUUCACGCCGCUGUCGAGGGAACGGGGCACGGAGGCGUCGACGGUUAGAGCGAUGGCGUGGUUUUCCGCGGCGAUUUCCUCUGGGAUUCCGCUCGUCUUCACCAACAUUCAAACUGAACAAAUCAUCACCUCGGAGAGGAGCCAGACAACAAGCACGGUAAACGUCGCCCAGGGCAUAAGGCUCUGGUUUCUGCCCGGCCUUGCUGAAGUCCCGAUCGAAUUGUUUCCCCGACCGGGAGAAUUCAGGUUCGGGAUGGACAUAAAGCGAACUGAAGAGGGCUUCAUCUGCGUGAACUCGGUGGCCCGAGGGACAGCUGCGGAGCGAGCUGGCCUCGGGCAACUGUUCGAGCAGGCGAACAGGACGCGCCACCUGCUUGUGAUCUCGAGGCUCAAGGGGAAGAGCUUGAUGCCGUCGACGGUCGACUCCGACGGCUUGAUUCAUUGUUGCGACAAUGCUGAUAUUAGGCAGGAAUUGUUUUUCGCUUUGGAAAAAGCCGAUAGCAUUCAGCUCCACUUGAUGUCUUGGCCGAGUGAGACCGUUGCUUCGUCGCCGGCGUCGGUGGUUGCAGCGCUUAGGCCUCCGGAAAGCUUCUGAUUUUGUGUAUAAUGUUUGAAGUGAAAUUGGGAAUAAGUCGUCGGAUUUCUCUAUCACAAAUUAUAAUUGAUGAUGUCAUUUUAUACACAUGUGUAUGAGUAAUGUGAGUAUUAGAGAUGUAGUGUUUGGAAAUUGGAAAUGAAAUAAAAUGAUUUUGGA
Messenger RNA from Salvia miltiorrhiza (redroot sage), 1254 nucleotides. RefSeq lists its product as uncharacterized. Bases 4 to 1095 code for a protein of 363 amino acids. The transcript has 4 exons. The record is from RefSeq and is a predicted model, not a curated record. NCBI's taxonomy places the organism in Eukaryota, Viridiplantae, Streptophyta, Magnoliopsida, Lamiales, Lamiaceae.